CAGCCUCAGUCAUGGCGCAAGCGAUCUCAGAGAAGAUAUGGGUCGCUAUUCCCGUGACGACUGAACAGACAUCAACCACGGCAACACAAAAGGGCUUGACCAACCGGUUGCGUGUGAAGAUGCACGGCGCUGAUUCCGAGGUGCUCCAGUCCGACAGGGCAGAACGUGUUUUUGGCGUGCCUUUGCAGACUAGUAUAAGCUAUGCGAGUUGCACAUUUUCUCUAAGUAGAAAUGGCGAAGAGUUCUUGCAUGGACAGAUACCACUUGUGGUAUUCAAGUCUACGCACGGCAAUCUUGAAAAUAUAUUUUCAGAUACCGGGUCUGAAUCCAUUGUCAGAGAAAUCAGAGCCGUCUUUGAUUCGCCUACACAUUCCUAUGGAAGUAAAUUCAACUUCUCCUUUGGUCUUCAAACACCCUAUGAGAUCGGUCAUGUAUUGCUCCAAUAUCUCAACGAGCUUCCCGAACCCGUCAUUCCUCUGACGUACUACGAACGGUUCUGCCGGCCCUUGAGAGAAACCCAAUACCGGGUUUCUCCAGUGCUAAAGGACGAACCUCUACCCCUCGAAGACACGAUCCGUGGCUACCAGAUGCUUAUCACCGAACUGCCCACCAACAAUGGUCACCUAUUCCUGUACGUUCUUCUGGUUCUGGCCGUCUUUGUUGACAACCAUAAACUCAACAAGACGAAAACAGCUAAUCUCGCCGCGAUAUUCCAGCCGGGCCUCCUAUCGCAUCCCCUCCACGUACUCCCUCAUAUGCUCCGGAUUAGCCAGAACGUGCUGAUUUUUCUUAUCGAUCAUCGAGACAAGGUUUUAACCAAUAUGCCUGGAACGGCCUCAAGCUCAAUAUCAUUGGUCAAACCUCGAGUCGAGCCGUCGGAGCCGACGACUUCUUCGCCCCUCGAACAGAGGAACACUCCACCCGAUUGGAAUUUGCCUUCCUCUGGCACCACAGGCGUUUGGACGAAUUUUUGGACCAAUACUGGGGACGGAUCCCAGCGCAUCAACUCUGGACAAAAGCGGCAGUACAGGGAUCACCUAGAGGCCGGCGUCAGUUCUUCUUCUUCUUCUGCUGCUGUUCAACCCACCGCUCGUCCCUCUGAGCUUGCUACGAACAAACAUCAGGAAGUCCAUGACUUCAUGGCCCAGCGUGGAUCUCAGUCCUCCAGCAUCUUGACUGAGGAAAUUUCCGAAUGGCUUCGUGAGGGCCCUCAAAGAUCUAGAGAUGCAAGCAUCGUUUGGCUUGAUUCGAACCGCCAUGUUCCGCAUUUUGUCGUUUACGAGUUAGCUGACUUUGCCGAAGAGAGUAAGUCUGAUAAGACUGCCCCUACCACCUUCGGAUCUGCUAGCCUUCUGCAUCUGUCGGCCACAUCAAAUGUUGUGCAGAAAUCAGAAGCGACCAGUCCCACCAUGGAAACUGCUGUCGAGCAUGGUGAGGAAGGUAUCGUCGAGAGUGUGACACCGAAACGCGCGGAUUCUGAUGAAUCAUCAGAAUACUAUGAGCUCCCUGAAGAGGAAGACCCAUAUAAACAUAUUCCGGAGGAAGACAGUGACUCUAGCAAGACUAUUCCUGCCACCCUGUUGGAUGUGAAACCGCCAAAGACGACCAGUCUCUCCAUGGCACCAAAUGCCGAGCAUGAGAAGGAAGUCACGGUCCAGAGUAUGGCACCAGAUUGUGCAGAUUCCAGUGAUUCUUCCGAAUACUAUGAGCUCCCAGAACAUCCACCUAAUCUCACUCGAGAGAAAUUAGAAGGCCAACCCACUAUGAUGAGUAGUGAAACAGCAGUGCCUACAAUUGAUCUCCAGCAGAAUCUCACAAAACGCUUAGGGCAUUACUUUGGUGAGCACGACGAGCCUCGGGUCGAAUAUAGUGAUACAGAAAUCAGCGACAUCUCACGGCUGCUGCAACGUUUGGACCCGUCAUGGAGCAAACUUCCACGCGUGUACAUCAUCCUCCGCAUAAUUGGCUGCCUGCACGCUAUGCCUACUUUUGUUGAUGUUGGAUUCUCCGACUACAACUUUCCGGUCACGCCCAGAAGUUUGCCUCCCAACCUAAGCCCCAAGGCCCGUUCUGAUUUUGUCAAAACUCAAGCCAUGGUCACAACAAAAUCACUCAAUCUGGAGAAACGUGAGGGUGGCCGGCACUGCUUCUUCAGGAAGAAUGAGUACAUACCACUCAAACCUGAAGGUUUCCUGGGAGCCGGUGGAUUUGGUCAGGUAGACAAGGUUCUCAGCUUGAUCAGCUUCAAGAGAUAUGCAAGAAAACGCGUGCUCAGAACUGCAGCAUUCGAUGGCAGAAAUGCCACGGCUCAAAAGGCGUUCAUCAAGGAGAUAGAGAUCCUCAAACGCUUGUCUCACUGGCAUGUCGUGGAGUUCGUGGGCAGCUAUACCGACCACAGAUACAUUGCGGUGCUCAUGGAACCGAUUGCAGAUAUGGAUCUUACCGCAUACUUGAGGCGCGCAGAUCAAACAAAAUAUCGAGAGCUAAGAACAUUCUUUGGGUGUCUCUCCAGAGCACUGGAGUUUCUGCACGAGCAAAAUGUCCGACACAAAGACAUCAAGCCGCAAAACAUACUCUUCGAAGCAGGUCGGGGCGUAUUAUUCACGGAUUUUGGUUUGGCACUCGACUUCACAGAGGCCAGCCGCAGCACGACUAUGGGCAUGGUCAACUGGAUGACUCCCAUGUACUGCGCGCCAGAAGUUGCUGCAGAAGAGCCUCGGAGCACAUCUUCCGACAUCUAUAGCCUGGGCAUUGUCUUUUUGGAGAUGAUCGUCGUCCUCAAAGGUCACUCGGUUGAUUAUAUGAAAUCCUACUUUGGGGGAAAUGGUUCCAAGAAUUCGGUCAUUCGCAAAAACAACGAGGCUCUUCACAGCCUUCUUGUCGAACUCGAAAACAUCGCAGCAGUUUCUGACAAUAUGGUGCUGACUUGGGUUGAACAGAUGCUCAAGCACAACCAAAAGAUGCGACCGACGGCUGCUUCAUUGGCGACAUGGUGUACUCUGCCUGACGAAAACGGUAUCAGGCAAUUCGCCGGGAUCUGUUGUCUGUCGCCAGACGAGAGCCACUCUGAAGCAUCCGACGACUAUCUGGAUGAGGUUGAUGAGCCGUCGGUA
Messenger RNA from Aureobasidium uvarum, 3113 nucleotides. The record is from the annotation of a GenBank genome assembly. NCBI's taxonomy places the organism in Eukaryota, Fungi, Ascomycota, Dothideomycetes, Dothideales, Saccotheciaceae.